Molecule: messenger RNA, 2086 nt
Organism: Gadus chalcogrammus (walleye pollock)
Lineage: Eukaryota; Metazoa; Chordata; Actinopteri; Gadiformes; Gadidae
Product: tumor necrosis factor receptor superfamily member 14-like
Exons: 9
Coding region: 525-1478 (317 amino acids)
Biological process (GO): immune response; negative regulation of alpha-beta T cell proliferation; positive regulation of peptidyl-tyrosine phosphorylation
Cellular component (GO): membrane; external side of plasma membrane
Molecular function (GO): protein binding; transmembrane signaling receptor activity
Source: RefSeq, a predicted model, not a curated record
GGGACUGCGAUCCAAGUUUAAUAGGUCCAUGCCUGCAGAUGCAUCCUUCAAAAACUCAGGACGCGAAUAUGGCGCGCAUUUCAGCUGUGUUCUCAUAGGCGCUCGUCGGCGUUAUGACGUCCGUAAAUAGGCGGCCGUUGGCAACUUGGGCAUGCUUCCUUCACUUUGGUAAACAGCAGACAUUCUCUGGAAUUCACCACAAAUCACCACAUUUGAAGGGCGGGGGGUUCUCUCAAAGUUGAAGUUCUUAAAAUGAAGAUAUUUCAGAGCGUCAACAUGGCAAUGAUGAUAUGUAGGCCUAUGGCAGCCAAAAUAUUAAGUGUUGCCCAUAUAACUUUGGAAUGAAAGCAUGUCAAAACAUCGCACCUUAUUUUGCAAUAAAUGAAUUGCAGCCACACAACUUUGCUGCUCUCAAAAUAACUUUUUGAUGGUUUAGGUUAAUACAAAUUGGAAAAUGUUUUUUUUCAAUGUUGAAUUAAUUUUCCAGAUAUAUUUACUUUUAUUUCAUAUGUAUUUUAUUGACAAUGCAACUGCAUCAGCAAAUUGUCGCCCAGCAGAAUACAGUACAGAAGAGGGCUGUUGUCCAACUUGUCCACCAGGAAUGUAUGUUAGUAGACAUUGCACAGGAUUCAGAAGUACAUCAUGUGCAUCUUGCACAGAAGGUACUUUCCAAGAUGGCGACAAUGGGCGUGAACAAUGCUUUGCAUGUAAACAUUGUGAUGCAGGUCUCGGUCUGGAAGGUGAAGAAGUCGUGUUCAUCAACAUCAGAUGCUGUGUGUGAGGUCCUGGAUGGAUUCUUCUGUAUUGACUCUAACGGAGGUGGAUGUAGGGCCGCUCAGAGACACACGGCUUGCAGUCCUGGACAAUACAUCGGUCAAAGAGGAACAGCAGAUAAAGACACAGAGUGCCUUCACUGUACUGAUGGAACAUUCUCAGAUGGCACAUCAUCGUCUUGUCAGAACCACACAAAAUGUGAAUCUGUGGGACUGAAUCUGAUGAGACCAGGAACUGAUUCAACUGAUUCAGAAUGUGGAGAACAUGGUCCACAUGCAGGACUAGUGGCAGGAAUAGUAAUACCAGGAGUCAUACUGGUAAUGGCUUUAAUGGCAUUAAUCAUAGCCAUUAUUCACAGGAAGAAUAAAAGAGAAUUGGAAAAACAAAUAAAUGAGAUGAAAAGGGAAACACCGGAAGAGGAGAGGGAGAUAACUGUGACCACACCACUAAGGUCCACUGACGGUCCUGAACCAACCAGGGACCAACAAGAAUGUACCAUAACUAUCCCUGAUGGAACUAUGGAUGAUCAUCAUGGUGACCAGAGUCUGGGUCUAGCCCGACCCUCAAGCCCCUCACAUAAUGGAUCUGUGUCUGUCUCAGUCCAUCAGGAGGACAAUCCUAUUGUUUCACCUUCUUCUGACGAAUGUACCAUCACUGUAAAUGAUCCGUCUGUCCACUUUAAGAGGGAAAAUGGAGCCGCCUAGUCCAUCUCCAUAGUCUCUCCUAAUGCCGCGUUUCCACUGCAGGGUGCGGUACGGUUCGGUUCGCCUCAGUCCGGUAGGGAGGGGGCGGUAUAGCCCAGCUCAGUUCCGAGGUCGCGUUUCCACCGCCGACAGUACCCUUUAUGGUAGGCCGGAUGUCGAUCGCCGCGGCAGCUACGUAAACAUCGUAAACAACAUCUCCCUCCCCAAGAAUGCAGAGGAACGUCUCCACCUCCUUGUUCGCCCAAGCAAGCGUUUUAUGCGACAUGUUCAUUGUAAAGAAUACCGGAAGUGACGAUUCUGUCGACCAAUCAACGGAGGGGGUGUGUAACUCGAAUAUUCCGGCACCCUUUCAGGCGUCUCAGUACCCCAACGGAGGAGUACUGAAGACGAGGGCAAAACGAGUACCGCUCAGUCCGGGUCACGCACACUUUUGGCGGUGGAAAAAUGCAAUCCGUACCGCACCUUUGCGAACCGAACCGCACCCUGCAGUGGAAACGCGCCAUUACACUAUGCCCCCUCCACCUCCCAGGCCACCCCCCUGUCUGGUGCCCCCCUUCACCUCCCAGGCCACCCCCCUCAGUGUGGUGCCCCCCUUCACCUCCCAGUCC